Gamsiella multidivaricata is the source of this 2223-nucleotide messenger RNA. RefSeq names its product putative GTPase activating protein for Arf-domain-containing protein. The transcript is spliced from 6 exons. The record is from RefSeq and is a predicted model, not a curated record. The coding region runs from base 197 to 2170 and encodes 657 amino acids. Gene Ontology annotation, molecular function: GTPase activator activity; protein binding. Lineage: Eukaryota; Fungi; Mortierellomycota; Mortierellomycetes; Mortierellales; Mortierellaceae.
UUGCUGCAAGAUAAUGUAUUUCGUGUCAGGAGGAUAAUGGUCGUCUCUGUUCGCAAUUACGCGUCACAAGCUAGUCUACGCAUCUAUCUUGCAUCUAUCUUGGGCUGAAGCGUGCGGGGGAUGCUUUCAUUUAUUCUCAACCCUCUCUUUCCCAAUACUCAUUACUCUUCAUCCUCUUCCACCUGCAUCUCAUACUAUGUCAGACAGAAAACUGCCCAUCGACAAGAGUGAGCGCAUCCUCAACGAGCUGCUCAAGAUUCCCGUCAAUACCAUCUGCUGCGACUGUGGAGCUGCCAAUCCAAAAUGGGCCUCAUACUCGCUUGGAUGCUUCCUGUGUGUGCGCUGCUGCAGUGUGCACCGCAAGAUGGGCACCCACAUCUCAAAGGUCAAAUCCGUCACUCUCGACUCGUGGACACAGGACGAUAUCGAUACAAUGAAAAACUGGGGCAAUGGCAAGGUCAAUGCCAUGUAUAUGCCCCACCCAGAGCGACAUCCACCGCCAACAAGCAUGGAAGGAAGUGCUAUGGAACAAUAUAUCCGGUCCAAGUACGAACGAAAAGAGUUCAUGGAGGGUGGAGGAGGCAACAAGCAUCAGCCCUCGUCAAGGUCAGCAUACGGUAACACAUUCUCCGGAGGAAGAGGCAGCAGCUAUAAUAACGACAUUAUCAACACUCAAUCCUAUACUACCCAAAUGUCCGCCCUGCGUGCCAUGGGCUUCACCGAUAACGCUAAGAACCUACAGGUUCUCCAGUCCACGGAUGGAGACGUGCCCAACGCGGUCGAAAUCCUUUGUCGUAUUGGCUCUGGACCUGUUACCUCUUCUGCCAAUCUUUCCGUCUCAAACUCUUCACGCAACAACCAUUCGCCGUCAAGAAAUUUGCCUCGGCGCAGCCCAUCCAGCAAUAGCACCAGUGCUGGCGGCAACGAUCCAAAGGAGACGAUUCUCUGGAACAUGGGCUUUCAUGAUACGGCUCUGAAUAAGGAGGCACUCCGACGCGCGGGAGGCAACCCCGAUGUCGCUGCUGGGAUCUUGAUUGAUGAGCGGGAUAAGUUGGCUCGGGCAGUGAGAGAUAAAUCGUCGUCUUCGCUGUUACCUGCGCGUCUGGAUCCUCCGGGUAGCAACAAGGUGCAGAAGAACGAGAGUAAUCUUUUGUUGGAUCUCUCUGACGAUAACAGCAAUAGCCAGCAGCAACAACAAAAUCAGCAGCAGCAGAUGUUUCAACAGCAAAUGCAGAUGCAAAAUGCCUUUGGAAAUUCGAGCCAGCAGUGGUCUAACCAGAAUUCCAUGGAUCAGUUCGGUCAAAAUCACAACCAACUUCAAUCGAUCCUGGAAAAGAACGCGAGCAUUCUAGCGCUCUACAAUUCAGAGAACAACAACAAUAAUAUGAAUAACAUGAAUGGGAUGCACAAUAUGAAUAACAUGGGCAAUAUGUUUGGAAAUAACACCAUGAACAACGCAUUUGGCCUCCAGCAGCAACAGCAAACAGGAAACUUUGGCGAUAUGAACUCAUGGGCCUUGAGCAACAACAACAACAACAACAACAACAACAACAACAACAAUUUGGCCAUGAACUCUGCGUUCGGAUUACAGGGCAAUAUGGUCACUGGCAGUAACGCCGGCAACAACCUCUUUGGCAACCCCAAUAACAACAACAAUGCCACGAGUAUGGGCAUGAGCAACACCCCGUCGAGUCUCUUCGGUCUUUCGAAUCAAGGAUCGGGCAACAAUUUCAACAGCGGCAAUGCUUUUGGUACGCUAGGCAGCACAAAUUCAGGCUUAUCUGGAAACAACAUGUUCGGUACGAUGAACGCUAACAGCAACACGACAGGUAUGGGCGUCUUGGAAUCAACAUCGCCCAUGACACCAUUCAGUACCAUAUCGAACAAUAACAACAUGAAUACGAACAACAAUGCGUUCAUGAACGGGACCAGCCAAGGCAUGAGUCCGAUGGGAAACAUGGGAACCGGCAUGGGCUUGAAUAGUACGAAUAGUAUGAACACUAUGAGCAGCAUGAAUAGUAUGGGUGGUAUGAACGGGACAAACAACAACUUCAACUCGGCCUUCGGACUGAACCAGAACAACAAUAGCAACUUUAGUAACUUCAAUAACAACAGCAAUCCAUGGGGGAGCAACAAUAACAACAGCAACAACAACGGAAACCUCUUCUAGAUACGCUCGACAAGCGUAAAAAACAUAAAAUAAAAUAGCCAGCCGGCUACUUC